This is a messenger RNA of Arabidopsis arenosa, 1963 nucleotides long. Lineage: Eukaryota; Viridiplantae; Streptophyta; Magnoliopsida; Brassicales; Brassicaceae. The record is from the annotation of a GenBank genome assembly.
CUGGAUAAGCUCAAAGGCUUCGAUCGUACAGCCAAAAAAAAAUGGUGAAACCGAAAGUUUUAUUAUUUCCCGGAGAAGAAGACACGCCGGAGCAGAAACCACCGUCGCCGUCAACCGAAGAUGAAACUCGAGAGAGUAGGGUUUACGGCUCUGAGAAUAUGGUAAUGGGAGGGGAUUCAGUAGAAUCUGACGUUACUGAGCAAAACAGUGAAGGUGACUCGCUGGAGAAGAGGGAAGAACGACUGAGAGUGGUUGAAAUGAAGGAGAAGGAGAUUGGUUUGCUUGAAGAGUCAAUAUCUCGUAGGUUAAGUGUUUUAGAGGAAAAAGAGAUAGAGUCUGAUUUGAGAUUGGUCAUUGAAGCAAGCAUCAUGACAUUGGUGCUUGAGAAGCAGAGUGAAGAUGUGGUAACACACCUUAAAACACAGGAGCAUAAGCUUGGUUUGCUUCUCCAUUCGACGACGGAGAAACUUGAAGAUUUGAUGAGUGAGUUUGACGGAAAGAAAGAGGAGUCUCGCCAGGUUUUUGAGAAGUUGUGUGAGUUAGAGAAGGCAGAGAAGGAGUUUGAUCUGAAACAAAGAGCUGAGACUGAGAGACGGAACGAGGAAAAUGAGGCAAGAGAGAAGGAGCUCAGGGCACUUGAGGAAUCUGUCAAAGAGAAGACUGCUGAAUUGAAGAGAAAGGAGGAGGCUUUUGAGCUGAAACUGAAAGAAGAAGCUGACAGAUUGAAUGAGGAGACUGAACUGAAGAGAAAAGGUCUUGAGAUUAAGGAGAAGACUCUGGAAAAAAGGCUGAAAGAGCUUGAGCUGAAGCAGAUGGAACUAGAAGAAAGAUCAAGACCACAACUUGUAGAAGCAGAGUCUCGGAAGAGAUCCAACCUUGAAAUUGAGCCUCCCUUGUUGGUAAAGAAUGAUAGUGACGCUGAUUCUCUUACUCCUCAAGCCAAAAAACAUAAGUCUCAGGAAGAAAAUGAUGGAGACGUUGAAGGAAUUGUCUGCACAGAUGAAACUGAUGAGGAUCCUAAACCACUAACUUGUCCUGAUACAAAGUUUAAUGAUUUUAGCAAGUCAAUGAGCUCUUUUGCUGUUGAUCAAGUAUGGGCUUUAUAUGAUCCUAGAGAUGAUAUGCCUAGGACCUAUGCCCAGAUCAGGGAAAUUUUUGACUCCCAGUUGAGUUUGCAGGUGACAUUACUUGAACAUGUGAAAACUAAAAAAGAUGAGAAGUCUAUUCUCAGUGGUUGUGGGAGAUUCGAAUAUGGAGUUACAGAGAUCAAGAGCCAUUUGAUGUUUGCUCAUGAGAUGGAUCACAUCAAAUGUGCCGAAGAUGUCAUUGUGAACCCGAGAAAAGGCGAAACAUGGGCUCUUUUCAGAGACUGGAAUGCAAGUUGGAACAGUCAACCAGAUCUGCACGAGCCUCCUUAUAGAUACGACUUUGUGGAAGUCAUCUCCGAGUUUGACGAUCUUAUAGGCAUUCUAGUGGCCUAUAUGGGGAGAGUUGAAGGAUUUGAAUCGGUUUUUAACCGUGCUGAGCAGCAUGGAUGCAUCAAGAUUGUGAUCCCGCCGGGGGAAAUGCAGAGAUUCUCUCAUAAAGUUGAAUCAGUUAAAUUGAGCGGAAAGAAGGAAGAGGGAAUCCCAUGUAGGUCUUUCAAGCUAAACCCUGCUGCUAUUCCGAGAUACUAUCAUGUGCUUGAGGAGGGGGUGGAAACGAAAAUACAAAUUAAAGCUCCAACGGUUGUACAUCAAAAUGGUUCCACAAAAGAUCUGCCCAUAAUAAUUGAUUGAGGGAUUCAAGUCUGGUUGUUCACCUUUCUUAUCUAUGCAAAUAUAUAUAUCUAAGUAUGUAGAGUGCCACUGGUGAUGGCUUUAGAUGUUGCAGGAAGUAGUGAAACUGCAAUCUUUUUGGUUUGUUUCUGUUUUCUCUAUGAACUGAAAACUUCUUUUGUUCUAAAUGAAAGAGAAUGCUUCGA